Molecule: messenger RNA, 1610 nt
Organism: Leptosomus discolor (cuckoo roller)
Lineage: Eukaryota; Metazoa; Chordata; Aves; Leptosomiformes; Leptosomidae
Source: RefSeq, a predicted model, not a curated record
AAUUCGUCGGUGGCAAACCAUGGCAUCCUUACGAGCUACCAGGAGCUGGUGGAAGACCGCUUCAGGAAACCUCACGCUUUUGCCGUUCCCGGCCAGUCAUACCAGUCUCAGUCGCGCCACCAUGACACUCACUUUGGUCGCGUGACUCCUGUUUCGCCUGUGCAGCACCAGGCGGCCCCUGCCAGUAGCGCCACCAAGCAAGAGGGCUUCGCUGUUCCUGCUCCUUUGGACAACAAAGGAACUGGUUCCUCUCUCAACAACAGCCUGAGAUGCCGGAGCGUGAGCCCUGCUGUCCAUCGCCAGCGCAAUCUCAGUGGAAGCACCGUUUACCCCGUUUCAAAUAUACCACGCUCUAACCUGACACCUUUUGGGAGCCCAGUGACUCCUGAAGUUCACAACGUAUUUGCGAAUAUCCAUGCAGACACCAGUGCCAAUAACAUAGCACAGAGAAGCCAGUCGGUCCCCUUGACUGUGAUGAUGCAGACGGCCUUCCCGUCUCUUCAGAAACAAACAAACACUAAAAAAAUAACCAAUGUGUUGUUAAACAAACUUGAUUCUGAUAGCGAUGAUGCAGUGAGAGGGUUGGGAAUGAACAACAUGCCCUCAAAUUACACAGCCAGGAUGAAUCUCACUCAGAUUUUAGAGACAUCCGCUGCUUUUCCUAGUGCCAACACGCAAAAUAUGAUCAAUUCCAGCACUUCGGUUUAUGAAUUCCAAACACCAAAUUACCUCACAAAAAACAGCAGCACCGAUCAGAUCAGUUUUUCUUCUGGAGAUAACCAAGCACAAUCAGACAUCGGAGAGCAGCAGUUAGAUUUUAGCAGCACUGUAAAAGACCUUUUAGGGGAGGACAGUCUGCCAACAAACCAGCAGCUGGUGAAUCAGGUGGCAUCAGAUCUCAAUAACGUUGCAUCUGUCUUUUCCAGCGACAUCAGGUUGUCUUCCGAGCUCUCAGGCAGCAUUAACGAUCUGAACACUUUAGACACAAAUCUACUGUUUGAUCCAGGUCGUCAGCAGGGACAAGACGAUGAUGCUACACUGGAGGAAUUAAAAAAUGACCCUUUGUUUCAACAAAUCUGCAAUGAAUCCAUUAACUCAAUGACUACAUCAGGUUUUGAGUGGAUGGAGAGUAAGGAUCAUCCUGCUGUUGAAAUGCUGGGUUAACCUUGUUUUAUAAAAUGUAUGUAGCACACUGUAUCUAAAGGACAGACGUAUUGUAUUUGUCUUAAUGGAAGUGCCUCCCGCAGCAGAAACACUUGCUCUAUAUUGUGGCAUUUUUAAAAGUUUGCUGUACCUGUUGCUCAUUCUUCAGCAGGGAGAAGGCAGUCUUACCAAUUUUAAACAAAUCUCUGAAGGUGAUGGGCUGUCAAAGAGCCAGUAUUAAAAUUUGAAUUUUACAGUGUUUCCCAUUCAACAUUUCGUAUUGUAGCAAAUAAAGACGUGGUUAAGAGCCAGCCACCGGGGACAGCUAUGGUCGAAGCUUUGGGAGGGUUUUAAGUCGAGCUCGUUAGUUGGCUUUCUGUGCUCCGUCCAGCUUGUUAUGUUUGAGGGGGUGAGGAUCCUCGCUGACCUUGGCAUUCAGGUCUGAGAUGCAGGACGCCCGCAGAUGG